Messenger RNA from Camelus dromedarius (Arabian camel), 1537 nucleotides. It is a transcript of the gene SLX9, whose product is annotated as SLX9 ribosome biogenesis factor. The record is from RefSeq and is a predicted model, not a curated record. The coding region runs from base 102 to 758 and encodes 218 amino acids. Gene Ontology annotation, biological process: maturation of SSU-rRNA from tricistronic rRNA transcript (SSU-rRNA, 5.8S rRNA, LSU-rRNA). Gene Ontology annotation, cellular component: 90S preribosome; preribosome, small subunit precursor; nucleolus. The transcript is spliced from 6 exons. Lineage: Eukaryota; Metazoa; Chordata; Mammalia; Artiodactyla; Camelidae.
UCCUGUUUCCGCCGGGCCGCGGGAGCGUAGGACCAGCUUCCGGCAGGCUGCGCCGCGUGUGCCCCCCGGUUUCCGGUCCGCUGUGGGUCUCAGCUGAGAACAUGGGCAAAGUGAGGAGUCUGCGGGCCCGGGUGCACCAGGCUGCCGUGAGGCUCACGAGGGAGGCCGCGCCCGGCCCCGCGCCCCCGGCCCGGGAGGCGGCCCCUCCGCAGGCUUCGGCUGGCGGGGUCGGAGGGAAGGAGUGGGCUUUCCCGAGCGCCGGUGUCUUCGCUGGGACCACGAUAGACCCCGGUGCCCUGGUGCAGAAGCUGGACGAGGACGUGAGGAGCAGGGCCUCCACCAGGAGAGGUGUGGAGACCAAGGCUGUUCUGCCCAAGAAGGAGAAGCUGAAGCUGAGGCGCGAGCGGUGGCUGCACAAAAUUGAAGCCAUCAAGCUGGCGGAGCAGAAGCGCAAGGCGGAGCGGAGGCGGCAGGCCACAGUGGUGGUGGGGGACCUGCAGCCCCUGAGGGACGCCCUCCCUGAGCUGCUGGAGCUGGAGGCCGGCGGCCGGCGUCUCCCUGCCAGACGUGGGGCUGCCAGCAGGCCUCGGCCAGCCGAGUUGAGCCGGAUGAACGCGGCACAGAGGCUGCAGCUCCUAGAGGAAGAAAGGACGCGGUUUCAGGAGCUGCUGGCCAGUCCGGCCUACAGAGCCAGCCCCCUGCUGGCCAUUGGGCGGCAGCUGGCCCAGCAGAUGCAGCUGGACGGCAGCCAGCCCUGACCCGGCCCUGGGGUGUGCGUGAGCUCCGAGGACGCACAGAGGGCCGAUUGCACCACCCGCCCUGCACCACCAGGCCCCUCAUGACGGUGGCUGUGGUCCUCGGCGCAGCUGGGCCCCGUGAGUGGGGGAGAGGAGCGGUUUACACGGCAGCAUUGUGACAGCCUGUUUUGCAAUGAAACAAGCGCUGGGAAAACGGCAGGAUGUGUGUGGGGCUGGAAGCCGGCCGCCCAGGCGGCGGUGCGGCCCCGUGGCCUGCCUCCUUCACGCUUCCCUGUUUUGUCUGAGUUUGUCAACAGCAACCGCACAUUUAUUAUAUAUUAUUUUAAGAGAGAAUCCUGGCUUCCUGGUUCUCCAGGGACUCCAGGGCGUGGCUGGACCACCUCCUGGUGACGCCCUCUGUCAGGGCCCCUGACUUCCCCCCGCACCCCAGGACCUUCCCUGUGGCCGCGUGGCGGCCAUGCCAGAGCGGAGGACGGGGACGUGAGGUGUGAGCCGGCUCUGCUGUCCCUGCUGGUGAACCUCGGACCCCGCCCCGGAGUGUGGCUGGAGAAGCCACAGAUGUGUGGGGACCGCCCCCCAGAAGAGCCCUGCUGCCCAGACAGGCGCGGGCCGGGGCUGAGAGCAGGAGUGCAGGUUGGAGAGCUUUGCCGGGAGCUUCUGGCUCGCCCCGUGCAGGCUGCCCUGUCUGAGUGGAGGGACCUCCGCGUUUGUAUAUCUGUUUUUUAAUCUUUGUAGAAUGAACUUGGAUUACUUGGUAAUAAAUUUAAGUGACAGUGAAA